CCGUGCAUCCCGCAGCAGGCUCGUCAUGGCGAUGGGUAGCGGCGGCGGCGGCGGCGGUGGCUCGGAGCCAGAAGAGUCAGUGCUGUUCCGUCGCGGCACUGGCCAGAGUGAUGAUUCUGACAUUUGGGAUGAUACAGCAUUGAUAAAAGCUUAUGAUAAAGCUGUGGCUUCCUUUAAGCAUGCUCUAAAGAAUGGUGAUAUUUGUGAAACUUCAGAUAAACCAAAAGGUACACCUAGAAGAAAACCCAUUAAGAAGAAUAAAAGCCAAAAGAAGAAUAGCACAACUCCCUUGAAACAGUGGAAAGUUGGUGACAAAUGUUCUGCCAUUUGGUCAGAAGACGGCUGCAUUUACCCAGCUACCAUUGCUUCAGUUGAUUUUAAGAGAGGAACCUGUGUUGUGAUUUAUACUGGAUACGGAAAUAGAGAAGAGCAAAAUCUGUCUGAUCUACUUUCUACUUGCCCAACUUCUGAAAUAGCUAAUAAUAUAGAACAGAAUGCCCAGGAGAAUGGAAAUGAAAGUCAAGUUUCAACAGAUGAAAGUGAGAACUCCGUGUCUCUGGGAAAUAAGCUAAAUGAUAAUAAAUCAAAAGCUACUCCAUGGAACUCAUUUCUCCCUCCACCACCCCCAAUGCCAUCAUCAGGAUUGGGACCUGGAAAGCCAGGUCUAAAAUUCAAUGGCCCACCACCACCACCUCCACCACCACCUCCACUGCCCCACUUCCUGUCAUGCUGGAUGCCUCCAUUUCCUUCUGGGCCACCAAUGAUCCCCCCUCCGCCUCCAGUAUGUCCAGAUGCUCUUGAUGGCUCUGAUGCUUUAGGAAGCAUGCUGAUCUCUUGGUACAUGAGUGGCUAUCACACUGGCUAUUACAUGGGUUUCAGACAAAAUCAAAAAGAAGGGAAGUGUUCACAUUUUAAUUGAUGA
Castor canadensis (American beaver) is the source of this 922-nucleotide messenger RNA. The record is from RefSeq and is a predicted model, not a curated record. NCBI's taxonomy places the organism in Eukaryota, Metazoa, Chordata, Mammalia, Rodentia, Castoridae.